Messenger RNA from Triticum aestivum (bread wheat), 2880 nucleotides. Its product is annotated as actin-related protein 9. The record is from RefSeq and is a predicted model, not a curated record. NCBI's taxonomy places the organism in Eukaryota, Viridiplantae, Streptophyta, Magnoliopsida, Poales, Poaceae. The transcript has 25 exons. Bases 298 to 2505 code for a protein of 735 amino acids.
GGAAGCCGCAGCGAGGCGUCGGCACAGCGGGGCGUGCCGCGUCGCGUGCGCAUCGCCGUCGCACCCCACCCCACACGGAAUCGACCAUCCAUCCGUCCGUCGACGCGAAACAAGACAAAGACAAAACAAAUCCGUCCCGAUCGGUCGACCGAUCCCCUCCCACUCCUCUUCCCCUCUCCUCGGGCAGCCCAGUCGUCGUCGCCACCGAGGACCAGGCACCAGACGCGGGCGGGGAGCUCGAGGCGGCCUGCGGGACAUCAGCGGCAUCGGCGGCGAGGAAGGGCAGGGCCAGCAGCGAUGGGGUUCGUCUCCUUCGUCGGGAGGGUGCUCUUCGCCUCCGUCUUCCUCCUCUCCGCCUACCAAGAGUUCAGUGAGUUUGGAACGGAUGGAGGACCAGCAGCAAAGUCUCUGAAGCCCAAGUUCAACCUGUUUGUCAAGCAGGUGUCCGCCGGCAUUGGGAUGGCGGUGCCACACAUUGACAUCAAGUCUGUCAUUGCCUUCACCAUGUUUCUUAAAGCCUUUGGUGGUCUCCUUUUCAUCAUCAGCAGCUCGUUCGGAGCGCUCGUACUGCAUCUGACAGUGGAAUGCUUUAACACUCACCUUCCUGAAAGAUUCCAAUGGCAGCUUGUUUACCUGGCAUUCAUAACCCCUGUCGUGUACGACUUCUACAACUACGAGAUGGAAUCCCAGCAAUUCGCCAAGCUCUUCACCAUGUUUUCACAGAAAACAGUAAGGAAAAUCCUUACCGCAUGUUGUUUUCGUUAUAAUGAAUUCAGAGAGAUGUGUUACAUGUGCAUGAAAGACCACUUGAAAAACGAUUACCUCAAGACGGUGGUGCCGUCGCAGCUCCUGGCCGAGCGCGGCUCCAACCUCGUCGUCAUCAACCCAGGCUCUAUGAACGUGCGCAUGGGGUUCGCUAGCCAGGACGUGCCGUUCAAUAUACCGCACUGCAUUGCCCGGCACAAGAACGAUGCACCGAAGCUGUCGGUGCGAGACCAGAUUGCUUCAAUGCUCAAAAUCCCAUUUUUGGGUGAAGUAUCACCUUCAGAGAACCAACCAUUACCUCCUAAGAUGGGACGUCUUGAUGGUCUUUCUUCACAGCAAAACAAAGAUGAUAGUAUACUCACAUGGACAGAUGUGAUGGAUAAAAGCAUCAAAACAUCCACGUCAAUUGAAAGGUCAGUAAACAGUGAUGCCGAUGAAGAUCCUUCACAAAGCACAUCCGAUGAUGGUAACAAGCCCAACUCUGAAGAAAACAAGUAUAAGGAAAUGAUAUUUGGAGAGGAUGCUUUGAAAAUCCCUCCUUCUGCACCAUACUAUUUGGGUCGCCCGAUCAGGAGAGGCCAUUUUAAUAUUUCUCAGAAUUAUUCAUUACAUCAGGUUUUAGAAGAUUUGCGCACUAUUUGGAACUGGAUGCUGACGGAGAAGUUGCAUAUCAACCCAAAGGACAGACAUCUAUAUUCUGCAAUUCUUGUUCUUGGGGAAACAUUUGACAACCGAGAAAUGAAGGAGAUGCUGUCCAUUGUACUUUGCGAUUUGGGGUUUAGCACGGCAGUGGUACAUCAGGAAGCUCUAGCUGCGGCAUUUGGGAAUGGUUUGUCGACAGCUUGUGUGGUCAACAUUGGUGCUCAAGUUACACAAGUAGUUUGUGUUGAGGAUGGAGUAGCUUUGCCCCACACAGCUUUGGCGCUUCCAUAUGGUGGAGAUGACAUAUCCAGAUGCCUACUUUGGGUUCAACAACGUCAUCGCACAUGGCCAAACUUCAAAACCGAUCCCAUGAAGAAGCCUAUAGAUAUGCUAAUGCUCAGCAAGAUAAAAGAGGGAUAUAGCCAGAUAAGAAGCGGGAGUUAUGAUGCUGUUUCUGUUGUUCAUUCAUAUGAGCAUGAAAAGUCUGUUGGGCAUCAGAAGACAAGGCUGUCAGCUCUCAGUGUUCCUCCUAUGGGGCUUCUUUAUCCCCGGCUUCUCAUUCCAGAAGAGUUCCCUCCACCUCCCCGACCUUGGUUCCAAGAUUGUGAUGACAUGCUGGAAGAUACUUGGCAAACAAACGAUGGUCUUUCUGGAAAUGGUGGGCUUGGUGCAUGGGACAGUUAUCAAAUGCUUCCCACUAGAGUAAAGAAGUUUGAUAAUAUCGGCCUCGUAGAAGCCAUUGUCAGCAGUGUUCUUUCAACAGGACGUGUUGACCUCCAAAGGAAGCUAUUCUGUAGUAUUCAGCUGGUUGGUGGCGCAGCUUCAACAACAGGUCUUGCACCAGUUCUCGAACAAAGGGUUCUUAAUACUAUUCCAUCGAAUCAACCUGUUGAGAAGGUUGAGGUAUUACAGUCAAGGAGGAAUCCAUUGUUUAUCCCAUGGAAAGGUGGAGUGAUUUUGGGCGUCCUUGAUACUACCCGUGAUGCUUGGAUCCAUAGAGAAGAUUGGAUUAAAAAUGGCAUUCACGUUGGGAGUGGCAGAAAAUAUAAGGAUUCCUAUUUUCUUCAGUCGCAGCUGAUGUGUUACUACAAUUCAUAACAGGUCUGCGUAGGCGUCGACUAUAUUGGGCUGCAAUUGCCGGUAUAAUCACGGAUAGUUGAGCAACGCGGAACUUCAUCCUUGGCGAAGCUGUGAAGGGACAUGGAGAAGAGAUUUAGAUGACAAAGGUCCGUCUAAUGUCCCUUUGAUUCAGAACUAGAAAAGGGCUAGUAAAAUACAUGGAGAAGAGAUUCAGAGAUUUAGGGGUGGCAUGUAAACACAUUCUCUAUUUUCAGGAUGAUUUACCACUACCUGUAACUUGUAAAUUAGUAAAAUACAAAGCCUCGUCAAGCCAGAUUAUCUAACAGCAGUAGACUUUUCAGCCAGAUUAAUUAUUUGUUGUGAAAAGGCAAAUAUGUGUAGCAGUUUAGUUAA